Dryobates pubescens (Downy woodpecker) is the source of this 1238-nucleotide messenger RNA. It is a transcript of the gene CALB1, whose product is annotated as calbindin 1. Gene Ontology annotation, molecular function: calcium ion binding. Gene Ontology annotation, cellular component: dendritic spine; terminal bouton; synapse. The transcript has 11 exons. The record is from RefSeq and is a predicted model, not a curated record. Bases 139 to 927 code for a protein of 262 amino acids. Gene Ontology annotation, biological process: regulation of presynaptic cytosolic calcium ion concentration; regulation of long-term synaptic potentiation. Lineage: Eukaryota; Metazoa; Chordata; Aves; Piciformes; Picidae.
GGCGGUGGCGGGAGGAGCCGUCGCCGCAGCCGUCGCCACCGUCGCCGCUCCGGCCGAGGGCAGAGUCAGCACCGCGGACAGCGACCCGUCGAGACCCCGCGGCUCUCCUCACCCCUCCGCACCCCUCUGCUCCCCACCAUGACGGCGGAGACCCACCUGCAGGGCGUGGAGAUCUCGGCCGCGCAGUUCUUCGAGAUCUGGCACCACUACGACUCCGACGGCAAUGGGUACAUGGAUGGGAAGGAGCUACAAAACUUCAUUCAGGAGCUGCAGCAGGCGCGGAAGAAGGCGGGCUUGGAUUUAACACCUGAAAUGAAAGCUUUUGUGGAUCAGUAUGGGAAGACUCCUGAUGGAAAAAUAGGAAUAGUUGAGCUCGCUCAGAUAUUACCGACGGAAGAGAACUUCCUGUUGUUCUUCAGAUGCCAGCAGCUAAAAUCAAGUGAAGACUUCAUGCAGACAUGGAGAAAAUACGACAGCGACCACAGCGGCUUCAUUGAUUCUGAGGAGCUCAAGAGCUUCUUGAAAGAUUUAUUACAGAAAGCAAAUAAGCAGAUUGAAGACUCAAAGUUAACAGAAUACACAGAAAUAAUGCUCAGGAUGUUUGAUGCAAACAAUGAUGGAAAGCUGGAGCUUACCGAACUGGCCAGACUACUCCCUGUACAGGAAAAUUUUCUUAUUAAAUUUCAGGGUGUCAAAAUGUGUGCAAAAGAAUUCAAUAAAGCCUUUGAGAUGUAUGACCAAGAUGGCAAUGGCUAUAUAGAUGAAAAUGAACUCGAUGCACUACUGAAGGAUCUCUGUGAAAAGAACAAAAAGGAAUUAGACAUUAACAACCUUGCAACAUACAAGAAAAACAUCAUGGCCUUGUCUGAUGGAGGAAAGCUUUACCGAGCGGAGCUGGCUCUUAUUCUCUGUGCUGAGGAAAACUAGAACUCUUCUCUCAUGUCCACUUAACUAGUGAUGUACUCUAUCUACACAAUAACUGUGCACUAUAAGGGAGUAGGCUGUAUUUUUAAACUGCAUAUAGAAAAUUAGCCAGGAUGUGUGGCACAUUCCUUUCAGUUUGUUUCUAUACUGUUUGUAAUGUACAGUUUUUGUAACAAUAAGAUUGAUAAAGAGAAUGUCUAUGUUUGGGCCAGUCUGUAUAUUCAAAAAGAAACUAAAACAUGUUGGGGGUUGGUUUUGGUUCUGGUUUGGUUUUUUGUUUUGUUUUGUUCUGUUUUGUUUUUCUUUCAUAAACA